Messenger RNA from Pararge aegeria (speckled wood butterfly), 4003 nucleotides. Its product is annotated as voltage-dependent calcium channel subunit alpha-2/delta-3-like. NCBI's taxonomy places the organism in Eukaryota, Metazoa, Arthropoda, Insecta, Lepidoptera, Nymphalidae. Gene Ontology annotation, molecular function: voltage-gated calcium channel activity. Gene Ontology annotation, cellular component: voltage-gated calcium channel complex. The record is from RefSeq and is a predicted model, not a curated record. Bases 14 to 3886 code for a protein of 1290 amino acids. The transcript has 26 exons.
CCGAUCACAUAAAAUGAUUCCCCUAACUAGUUGUAUCAAGAAGUCCCUGGAGGAGCAUCAAGGGCAUUUAUUAGUGAAUAAGAGUAAAACAAACAGUGUGCCGCUAAAGAUCGCAAAUGUCUCUCAAAUCGGAUAUGAUCCGCCGAAGAAGAAAAAGAAAAAUAUGUUGAGACCGAUUACGCUGCAAUUAAUUCAAGACUGGGCCAGAGAUAUAUCAAACAUAUUACACGAAAACGAAAAUCUGACGGUGCGGCCAGAAGAACUUUUAAAGGGUUUUUCUGAUAUAAAGAUUGAAGUGCGCAAUGGAACUGCCAUAGUUGAGAAAACUGCAAAAGCGUUAGAAGAAUUAUUAGAAAGGCGAGGCAGGGCCGCAGAAGCGAUCAUGCGGAAGGCAGAAGAAUUGGCAGCUAAGAAGGAAAACCCUCCUUCUGACUAUACAUUCACUAGGAGUAUUAAAAUAGACGAAUUGAAGGAAUUGACGCCAGACGAUGAAAAACCGGACGAGAAAGGGAAGGAAUGGGACAUGCCUCUGAAUUGCAGCAGCCGUAAUAAAGUACUUCUGGUGAAUAGCGCCCACUUUGACGCGAAAGUAUCUUUAGAACAAACCAGCGUGCACGUUGCCACCGAGGUAUUCGAAUGUGAUCCUCGUGUUAUCGAACAUAUAUACUGGACUGAAGGGCUGAUAAAAACAUUCCGGGACAACUAUGCAAAGGAUGCCACAUUGGAUUUACAGUAUAUGUGCAGCGCCAAAGGUUUUCUACGCCAUUAUCCAGCUGCACUAUGGCCGAGCAUGUACAAACUAAAUGUGGGCGGCGAAGAGCUAUACGACUGCAGACUUCGGCCGUGGUACGUGAGUGCCAGUGGGGCUCCUCGGGAUGUCCUGAUCCUAGUUGACGCAUCCGGUUCUAUGAGCAACUCCUCAAACCUUGUAGUCGCUGAGCAGUUCACACUGGCAUUGCUCAGUGCCCUCACGGAUGAUGAUCAAGUAAACGUGCUGCGUUUCAACGUUCUAGUGGAGUCUCCCAUCCCGUGUUUUAAUGAGACACUUGUGCCGGCCAAUCACGUGAACUCAGCAGCGAUGAUGGCUGUGCUGAAGCACCAAAUCACAGUCAACGAGACAUGGAUGACCGAUGUGCUGCAGUACUCAGUGCAGUUGCUGAAGAAACACCGUGAAUCCAACUUACGGCCACCAUCAUGCCAACAAGCUAUCGUCAUGCUUACUGACAGUCUUUAUGAGAAUUAUACGGAGCUUAUGCGCCAAUUCGAUCCAGAGGGACACAUAAGGCUUUUUAUACUGUGGUUGCACGAUCCCAACGGAUUGCGAGACGACACUCAUUUAUUCGGAGAUUCAGUGAGCUGCGAUCGUGAUGGCUAUUUCUCCGAGCUCAUCACGCAUGCUGACGUCACGGAACAAGUAAUGAACAUCCUGCGGGUUAUGGAGCGACCUCUGGUGGCUCAACGAAAACAAAGGCUGCGCGUGUAUAGCGAUGUGUACGCCAAUGUCGAGGACCCUCGUAGAAGUGAAUAUUACUGGCAGCUGAAGGAAAAUGCCGAGCAAGUUUACCGCUACAGUGAGCUGCGGCGUAACAAGGACCAGUUUCUGACCACUACUCGCCAGUACGGAGAUUAUCUGCAUAUGCGAAAACUGGAAAAAUAUGGCCAAUACUAUGAAGAUGAACAAGUAAACUACAGGCUUCAAGUAAGCGUUUCGGUUCCUGUCUUCGAUAGCACGACUGUUGAGAAUAUUACAAUAACAUUGGAAGAAGAAAAACAGAGGAAUUCUACUAGAACGUAUCCCGUUAAUCGACUUCUGGGCGUGGCAGGAGUUGAUAUACCAAUCGACCACCUGAAACUGAUCCUUCCUUACCAUCUGGUGGGAGCAGGCGGAUCGUUAUUUAUUGUUGAUCAUCGCGGAAAUAUCGUCAUUCAUGAGAACUCCAAACCAGUUUUCGACGGUGAUAUACUGAAGCCUGGAUAUCGCACCGUGGACUUUUUAGAUGUGGAGCAACCCGCCAAAGAUCAUUAUCCGAGACACUACCCUCAGGAAUGGUUAGAUUUCCGCAACAGCUUAGUCAUCGAGCAUCCAAGUGGUCACAAAACAAUGGAAGUCAAAACUGUAUUCGAAGGCGGAAUGCGAGUUAUCUUAGAGAAGAAAGACUAUUUUUGGAAGCGGGUGAUGAACCAUUACACAGUGGUGGCAUCUUUGCCGAAAUACAACUCGAAGCACGCGGUCCCUGAAGGCGCGUUCACGCAGAAGGUGGCUGAAGAGGCGUGGAAAGCUUUAAAUUCAUUAGAUUUCUCUGUGCAUCCAGACUGGUUGUAUUGUCAACACGUGGAUCCCCACUUCGAAGAUAGAAAGGAUGAGGUGCUGCAUUUUAUAGAAAGGCGAAAAAACGAAUCACACUUCGCUAUGAGAAAAAUUACCCAUUUAUUUACACCCAUCAAACCGAUUGUGAGAGAGAAAACUUAUCAAUGUAACGAAGAACUGAUGGCAAGGACGAGCAAGGAAGCUGUAGCAACAUAUCGCUGGACUCAAAACGAAGAUGCUGAAGAGACUUGUUCCGACUGCAAGCUCGGUUCAAAUCUGGCUUUCUUUGCUAGCGAGAGUGGUCUGAUGCGGUGGCAGCUGUUUCGCGCGACGAGCAGACACGCUCAGCCGCCUGACCAUAACCUGUGGUCGCGCGGCCCCGAGGAGGCGUGGUACCGCCGCGCGGCUGCGUCGCCAGACAAACUCGUGAUUCACGCCCCCGUCGCACCCAUACGAAUUCUGAGGAACAGCGAUUUGUCUCCUCCACCGCUCGGAGAGAAGUGGCACUGGUUGACAGCGGCACGGACACUCGGGCACCCCACUAAGGGCAUCAUCGGCGUCGCCGGCUACCACUUCUACCCGCAACACUUGCGCGACGUACUUAACAGCUAUACCAACUUUCCCUGCCCAGAAGGAGAAGAGGACACGUGUGAACCUCACUGCGAUGGAAUCGUUUGGACGUGUCUCCUUAUCGACGAUGGGGGCUGGAUAGUUUCUACCAAUAGCGUGGAAGAGGAGGAGGUGGAGGACGAACCGAUACGACAACACCUCGCGAAUACGUAUCCAGCGGUCAUGUCGGCGUUGCUCAACGCUAACAUCUUUAAGCUACGUUGGGUUCACGACUAUCAGGCGGUUUGUUUUCCACCUGUGAAGGAAACGCUGAAGUCUUCGGCUUCUUUAAUACCUUCACUAAUGCGAUCAAUGUGGAACACGGUGCAGCUAUUGAUAUAUGUCAGCAGAGAUAUGUUCACGCUUCUGAGCAUAUUAUCUUCUUGUGUUGUCGUAAAUGGUGACACGGAGGCAGAGAAGGAGAAACGUCGUAAGCGGGUACGGCAUGACUACGAGAGAGAAAAAUAUGAACGCCUUUACGACCCGCGCGUGCUUGUCAACAGAACACGCUUCGCUGCGUGCGACCGCUCGCGAGCAUUGUACGAGUUUCAGCGUACUCCGAAAUCCAUGGAAUUGUUAAGACGAACGCCGAGUCCUUGCAAGUGGCCAUUAAUUGGCACCGAAGUACCGGGGACCAAUUUGCUCCUACUGGCCGUUUACAACAACUGCACCAAUCUAGGGAAACCGGUCAACAACCCGUUUUAUAAUCAGCUGGUGACGAUAGACGAUGGAGAUGAAGGCCGCGUGCGGACUGCAGCGCGUCUGGCAUGCUGGCGUAACCGCGUGCCGCUGCCAGCGCGCGCGCCCGCCACCGCAUGCUAUCCGCACAACUACUCAUACGAAGCAGGUUACAGGCAGUGUGGUCCUUGGCUACCAGACCCCGAUACGGCCAGCAACAUUCAAAUUUCAAAAUUGCUUCUUUUCAUCGUUCUUGUUAAUAUAUUAAUUAAUAUUUAUAUUACUACAUAACAAAAAGAACCCUCUAGUGUUUUUCCUUUGCUUAAAUAAGUAAAGAAACUGAGAUCUGAUUUACAUAAGUUAUAGGUGCAUACAUAUGUUACGAAAUAAAACAAUAUAACAUUCCGA